UCCGCGCGGCUUCACCUGCAGUUCGGAGCGCGCGGAACAGAGGCGCGGGCGGCUGCGAGGCCGGCGGACGCACGGGCCGGAGAGAGCGCGCCGCCGGCCGGACUUGGCCUUGCUCCCGGAGCCGAAGCGGGGAGCGCGGAGGCGCAGCCGGGCUGGAGGCUCGGGACCGGCGAUCGGCGGCGGCGGCGGCGGAGAGCGGGCUCCGAGCACCGGGCGGGAGCCGGGGCGCGGCGCGGCGGGGAAGAUGACCGCGGGCGCUGGCGUGCUGCUAGUGCUGCUGUCGCUCUCCGAUGCGCUCCGGGCCCAUAAUGAGGAUCUUACAGCCAGAGAGACCUGCAAGGCUGGGUUCUCCGAAGAAGAUUACACGGCCUUAAUCUCACAAAAUAUUCUGGAAGGGGAGAAGCUACUCAAAGUCAAGUUCAGCAGCUGUUUGGGGACCAAGGGGACACAAUAUGAGACCAACAGUGUGGACUUUAAAGUCGGAGCAGACGGGACAGUCUUUGCCACCCGGGAGCUACGGGUCCCCUCCAAGCAGGUGGCAUUCACGGUGACCGCGUGGGACCACCAGACCGCCGAGAGAUGGGAUGCUGUGGUGCGGCUCCUGGUGGCCCAGACCUCGUCCCCAUACUCUGCACACAAGAAAGGAAGGAAGAGUGGGGCUCCAGAUCCCUCCCCGCCUCCAAAAGACACGCUGCUGCCGUGGCCCCAGCACCAGACCUCCAGCGGGCUGAGACGACAGAAACGGGACUGGGUCAUCCCGCCCAUCAACGUGCCGGAAAAUUCCCGUGGGCCCUUCCCACAGCAGCUCGUGAGGAUCCGGUCUGACAAAGACAACGACAUCCCCAUCCGCUACAGCAUCACGGGCGUGGGCGCCGACCAGCCCCCCAUGGAGGUCUUCAGCAUUGACUCCAUGUCUGGCCGCAUGUACGUCACCCGGCCCAUGGACCGGGAGGAGCGAGCCUCCUACCAUCUGCGCGCCCACGCUGUGGACAUGAAUGGUAACAAGGUGGAGAACCCCAUCGACCUGUACAUCUACGUGAUUGACAUGAACGACAACCGCCCCGAGUUCCUCAACCAGGUGUACAACGGCUCCGUGGACGAGGGCUCCAAGCCAGGCACCUACGUGAUGACAGUCACCGCCAAUGAUGCUGACGACAGCACCACAGCCAAUGGGAUGGUUCGGUACCGCAUCGUGACCCAGACACCCCAGAGCCCGUCCCAGAACAUGUUUACCAUCAACAGCGAGACAGGAGACAUCGUGACGGUGGCGGCCGGCCUGGACCGGGAGAAAGUUCAGCAGUACACAGUCAUUAUUCAGGCCACAGACAUGGAGGGAAAUCUUAACUACGGCCUCUCAAACACAGCCACAGCCAUCAUCACAGUGACAGAUGUGAACGACAACCCGCCAGAGUUCACCACGAGUACGUUUGCAGGGGAGGUCCCUGAAAACCGCAUAGAGAUGGUGGUGGCAAACCUCACUGUGCUGGACCGAGAUCAGCCCCACUCGCCAAACUGGAAUGCUGUCUACAGAAUCAUCAGCGGGGACCCCUCUGGGCACUUCAGUGUGCGCACCGACCCUGUCACCAACGAGGGCAUGGUCACCGUGGUGAAGGCUGUGGACUACGAGCUGAACAGAGCCUUCAUGCUGACCGUGAUGGUGUCCAACCAGGCGCCACUGGCCAGUGGGAUCCAGAUGUCCUUCCAGUCCACAGCGGGCGUGACCAUCUCAGUCAUGGACGUCAACGAGGCCCCCUACUUCCCCUCCAACCACAAGCUGAUCCGCCUGGAGGAGGGUGUGCCCACGGGCACUGUGCUAACCACGUUUUCAGCCGUGGACCCCGACCGGUUCAUGCAACAAGCUGUGAAAUACUCAAAGCUGUCAGACCCUGCAAACUGGCUGCAAAUUAACACCACCAAUGGUCAGAUCACCACGGCAGCCGUCCUUGAUCGAGAGUCCCUCUACAUCAAAAACAACAUCUACGAGGCCACCUUCCUGGCAGCUGACAACGGGAUACCCCCAGCCAGUGGCACCGGGACCCUCCAGAUCUAUCUCAUUGACAUCAAUGACAACGCCCCUGAGCUGCUGCCCAAGGAGGCCCAGAUCUGCGAGAGGCCCGGCCUGAAUGCCAUCAACAUCACAGCUGCUGAUGCUGACGUCGACCCCAACAUCGGCCCCUACGUCUUUGAGCUACCCUUCGUCCCAGCUGCUGUGCGCAAAAACUGGACCAUCACACGCUUAAACGGUGACUAUGCUCAGCUAACCCUGCGCAUCUUGUACCUGGAGGCCGGGGUGUACGACGUCCCCAUCAUUGUCACAGACUCUGGGAACCCGCCCCUGACUAACACGUCCAUCAUCAAAGUCAAGGUGUGUCCAUGUGACGACAAUGGUGACUGCACCACCAUCGGCGCAGUGGCAGCAGCUGGUCUGGGCACCGGGGCCAUCGUCGCCAUCCUUAUCUGCAUCCUCAUCCUGCUGACCAUGGUCCUGCUAUUCGUGGUGUGGAUGAAGCGGCGGGAAAAGGAGCGCCACACGAAGCAGCUGCUCAUCGACCCCGAGGACGACGUGCGUGACAACAUCCUCAAGUACGACGAGGAAGGCGGAGGCGAGGAGGACCAGGACUACGACCUUAGCCAGCUGCAGCAGCCAGAAGCCAUGGAGCACGUGCUGGGCAAGGCUCCUGGGGUACGGAGGGUGGACGAGCGGCCUGUGGGUGCUGAGCCCCAAUACCCAGCCAGGCCUGUGGUGCCCCACCCAGGUGACAUCGGUGACUUCAUCAACGAGGGGCUCCGAGCAGCUGACAAUGACCCCACGGCACCCCCCUAUGACUCUCUGCUGGUCUUCGACUAUGAGGGCAGCGGCUCAACCGCAGGCUCUGUCAGCUCCCUGAACUCGUCCAGCUCCGGGGACCAAGACUACGAUUACCUCAACGACUGGGGUCCCAGGUUCAAGAAGCUGGCAGACAUGUACGGAGGUGGCGAGGAGGACUAGCUGACCGCCAGUCUCUGGACUGAAACAAGAGCAGCGCUGGGACACGGAGGAGCAGGACUGAGCAGAGGCCGGCGCUCCGACCCUCCCGUGCCGCCACCGCCAGUGUUAGGAGGCCCCGCCUCCCUGGCACUGAGCUGUCUAGCAUGAACACUCCCCCAGCGCCCGCGCCGCCGACUUGUCACUGAGGAGAGCAAGAGGCACUCUGUCUUAACUUGAAUUUCUCAGAGCAGGAGCACUGUUUAAAAAAAUUGAAAGUGCCUUUUGGUGCAUGUAUCAGAUUCCCUCAAACUCAGGAGUGACCAGCAGCAGACAGGCACGUUCACCCCACCCCAGCCCCAAGCAGCCCCACUCACCCCAGCAUCCGUUAAGGAAGGAACGGGAGAGAAUGUGUCUUUCUUUUUUUAUUAUUUUUUUAUUUUUUAAUUGGUCUUUUCUUAAGAAAAGGAAAGUGGGUGACUCAUUUGAAAAAACAAAUUUGGGGUCUAAAUCCCAGCAGCCUUUGCUGUGCAGAGUCUCCCCCAGGGGGCCCCAGGCCAGCUGGGGCAGGGGUUCAGCCUUCAGUUUCCGCAGCAGAGGUCCCCGGGGCUAGCAGGACCAUAGACUUGGGCCUUCACCCCAGUUUGUGGCCACUCCCCCUAACCACUCCCAGAUGCUAUGAAUAGCUGCGGCACACGGGGUCCAAGGGACCAUCUGAGACAUUCCCAUCACUGCCCUCAGCCACACCCUGGCCCCCAGUCAGCCAAGGCCACUAUCCGGGCCAUCUGUCACCCCAAAUGCCACCCAGGAGAGUAUACGUCCAAGAAAACACAGCUCAAACCUGCAAAGCCCUGGCCUGAGCCCUCCAUGGCUGUGACUGGACUCUAGGGGACCCCAUCAAAGGCCCCAAGAACAUGUGGCCAACCCUGGAGCUGUGUGGGUGGCUGGACACUGACUCCUUCCAGCUGCAGACACUGGCCAGCCUCUUGAUUCCUGCAGGACACUCUAGCAAACCCUGUCCCCUGCCCAUGUGGACGUACACCCUGCCCCGUCUGUGUGGACAGCAGAGCUCUGCUCCAGAUGGCUAGAGAGAGCCUGCCAUCCUCCACACACCGGAAACUGUAAAUUCCUUUCCUUGGGCCCAUGUCAGCCACGAGCAGCCCCUAGGGACAGUGGGGCCAUCAUCCCUCAGAGCCGGCAUUGCUCCAGGGGCAUUUGAUUCUCAAGCUCAACUAGGGGAGGAUAGCAAAGGAGCUGUGCCCAAGGACCCAGGGCAGCUCCAGCUGGGAUGGGAGGCACACCUUGUGCAUUCCCUCUGCAGGGUAGCCAAGGCAGGGGCAGGCUCCCUCGACAGGGGCCUGUGUAUGGUCAGCUUUCUGGCCCACCCAGACCACACACAACACACUCCUUGGGGAAGGGGGUGAGGGUGGCAGUGGCCCUGGGCAGGACUUGGUGCCAGAGUCCCCUUACCGAGGAGGGGGCCCCAGCAUCGACACCUGCUGAGCACACCAGGGGGCAUGGGAAGUCCAGGAUACCUUUGGGGGCAGCAUGUUCUCCACUUGGGGUAUGUGGUCUGCUGCCUUCCUCAGCCUAUGGCCUGCAUCAUUGCUAAAAUCACCCCUUUUCUAAGCUGCUCCAGCCUGAGGGCACAAGCAUGUGCCACUCGUGUGGCAUGUUUCCAUGGAUGUCAGGGUCUCUCUCUCAACCAAACCCAUCUGCCACUCUUACCCCUCCCAUGACUGGCCAGAAAGGGAGGGUGGGCUGGGGCACCGGGACAGGAACAGGGCACCCCACCACACAGGCAGCCAGGCCAGGAGCAGGCACAGCAGCCAUGGAGUGGCCUCCAGGCUAAGCUGCUAUGCAUAUGAGGGUGUCCUGAGUGUCUGGGCCAUGGAUUGUGGCAGGUGGGACCAGGGGAGGGGAGCCAGGGUUUCUGUUUUUGUUGUUUUGGAAAGUUUAUCCUUCAGUCCAAAUCCUAAGCCUGAGAAGUGUGAGUGGGUUGUUGUCAGCAUGUCUGGACGUGGGCACUGAGGCAGCAUGAACUCUUCUCUCUGGCUCCCAGCAGAAGUGAGCAGCAUGUCUGCACCUGCCUCCCUCCUCUCCCAACACCUGUCAUGGCCAAGCCCCCCUUGCAUUUGGCUGAAAUCCCACAGGCCAAAGCUGCAGCACCAGCUAGGGGACACCCACAGGCUCCCCGGCACCUCCUGCUGCCUUCCCUGCCCCUACCCCAUCAGCCCUAGGGGCUAGAGAAAGAUGAGCUCCCAGAUCCUCGCAGACCCAGCUCCCCACUGAGUUGGAAUCAGCUCAACACACAAUGUCACAAGUCUCUUUUGUAGCCUGUAGAUAGACUGGGUGAUUAGGCAGCAACACAGAGAGCAAGGGGCGGGGUCUAGUUCCCUUAGGGAAUGUUUGUCCUGGGAGAGGGAGCAGCAGCACCACAGGGUGGACCAGCCAGAGCAGAGGCCGUCCCUGCCCAGCCACAGGCGCCCCACUCCGGCCCACAGGGUGUAUCUUGAGUCUUACAGCAUGUCCACAGCACUAGGCCUCCAGCCACCAUAACAGCCAACUGGCCCCCAGAGAUGUCUCAGUUUCCCUAGCAUGUGCACCAGCAGACACACACGGUCCACGGAGAUGACAACUCUGUUCUCUCCAAGGUAAAAAGUCGGAGGAGAGGGAGUAUCCAUUUCUGCCCAGUGUGAGUGCUAAACGGGGAGAAAUCAGAACGGAAGCUCCUGCGCAGAGCGCCGUGAUGCACAUCCAUAGAUUCUGCUCGGCACGGCCCGUCCAGUGGGGUCCACCUCUGUGUACAAUUGGAACGCAUCUUACUUUUCCUUUCUCUCCUUUUUCAUUCUGAUUUUUUGCAUGUUUCUUUUUGAAAAUGGACAAAAUGUGUAGCAGCCCGCAUGACCGUGGUUGUUUCGGGAAAGAUUCUGGAGUAUGAUGUGUUCACACUGCAACUCUGAGCAUUGCGCGGUUAGACAGAUGUUCCAACUUUUUUUGUAAUUGUCAACAGCACAACUAUUUUGUAUUGUUGUUUGUAUCAUUUUGUACCAAAAA
Molecule: messenger RNA, 6022 nt
Organism: Nycticebus coucang (slow loris)
Lineage: Eukaryota; Metazoa; Chordata; Mammalia; Primates; Lorisidae
Gene: CDH4
Product: cadherin 4
Exons: 16
Coding region: 245-2989 (914 amino acids)
Biological process (GO): multicellular organism development; cell-cell junction assembly; homophilic cell-cell adhesion
Cellular component (GO): catenin complex; adherens junction; plasma membrane
Molecular function (GO): calcium ion binding; cadherin binding
Source: RefSeq, a predicted model, not a curated record